This is a messenger RNA of Physeter macrocephalus (sperm whale), 1616 nucleotides long. It is a transcript of the gene SMARCE1, whose product is annotated as SWI/SNF related BAF chromatin remodeling complex subunit E1. The coding region runs from base 316 to 1551 and encodes 411 amino acids. The record is from RefSeq and is a predicted model, not a curated record. Lineage: Eukaryota; Metazoa; Chordata; Mammalia; Artiodactyla; Physeteridae. Gene Ontology annotation, molecular function: nuclear receptor binding; nucleosomal DNA binding. The transcript has 11 exons. Gene Ontology annotation, biological process: negative regulation of DNA-templated transcription. Gene Ontology annotation, cellular component: SWI/SNF complex.
GCCGUGACGAAUCGGCGCCCGGCUGGCAAAUUACCCGAAUUCGGGGAGUUUUGACAAACGUAUGGGGCCUGAAAAAAUACUUGAUUGUACUAAGCACCACCGCGUCCCCACUAGAAGACUUACUUUUCUAAAGAGAGUCGGUUGGGGCCUUGAAAGGAAUUAAGAAGAGUGUUGAAAGUGCGAGCGCGGAAGCUCCGGACGCGAGGGGCGGGGCGUGCGCGGGACAAAGGGAAGCGAGGCCGGAGCUGCGGGCGUUUUUUCUGCCCGCGGUGUCUCAGAUUCAUUCUUAAGGAACUGAGAACUUAAUCUUCCAAAAUGUCAAAAAGACCAUCUUAUGCCCCACCUCCCACCCCAGCUCCUGCAACACAAAUGCCCAGCACACCAGGGUUUGUGGGAUACAAUCCAUACAGUCAUCUCGCCUACAACAACUACAGGCUGGGAGGGAACCCGGGCACCAACAGCCGGGUCACGGCGUCCUCUGGUAUUACGAUUCCAAAACCCCCAAAGCCACCAGAUAAGCCGCUGAUGCCCUACAUGCGGUACAGCAGAAAGGUCUGGGACCAAGUAAAGGCUUCCAACCCUGACCUAAAGUUGUGGGAGAUUGGCAAGAUUAUUGGUGGCAUGUGGCGAGAUCUCACUGAUGAAGAAAAACAAGAAUAUUUAAACGAAUACGAAGCAGAAAAGAUAGAGUACAAUGAAUCUAUGAAGGCCUAUCAUAAUUCCCCCGCGUACCUUGCUUACAUAAAUGCAAAAAGUCGUGCAGAAGCUGCUUUAGAGGAAGAAAGUCGACAGAGACAGUCUCGCAUGGAGAAAGGAGAGCCUUACAUGAGCAUUCAGCCUGCUGAAGAUCCAGAUGAUUAUGAUGAUGGCUUUUCAAUGAAGCAUACAGCUACCGCCCGUUUCCAGAGAAACCACCGCCUCAUCAGUGAAAUCCUUAGUGAGAGUGUGGUGCCAGACGUUCGGUCUGUUGUCACAACAGCUAGAAUGCAGGUCCUCAAACGACAGGUCCAGUCCUUAAUGGUUCAUCAGCGAAAACUAGAAGCUGAACUUCUUCAAAUAGAGGAGCGACACCAAGAAAAGAAGAGGAAAUUCCUGGAAAGCACAGAUUCAUUUAACAAUGAACUUAAAAGGUUGUGUGGUUUGAAAGUAGAAGUGGAUAUGGAAAAAAUUGCAGCUGAAAUUGCACAGGCCGAGGAACAGGCUCGCAAAAGGCAGGAGGAAAGGGAGAAAGAGGCAGCAGAGCAAGCUGAGCGCAGCCAGAGCAGUAUUGUUCCUGAGGAGGAGCCAGCAGCUAAUAAGACCGAAGAAAAGAAAGAAGACGAGAGCGUUCCGAUGGAGACAGAGGAGACACACCUUGAAGAAACGACAGAAAGCCAACAGAAUGGUGAAGAAGGCACGUCUACUCCUGAGGACAAGGAGAGCGGGCAGGAGGGGGUGGACAGUCUGGCAGAGGAAGGGACCAGUGACAGUAACACUGGCUCCGAGAGUAACAGUGCAACCGUGGAGGAAGCACCAACAGACCCCGUACCGGAAGACGGGAAAAAAGAAUAAAUGUUGCCUUGUUUUAUGUGUUCUAAAUACUUUUUUAAAUGAAAAAAAUGUUUUUUGAGUUUUAA